This is a messenger RNA of Seriola aureovittata, 2255 nucleotides long. Its product is annotated as SRSF protein kinase 3. NCBI's taxonomy places the organism in Eukaryota, Metazoa, Chordata, Actinopteri, Carangiformes, Carangidae. The record is from RefSeq and is a predicted model, not a curated record. The transcript is spliced from 13 exons. The coding region runs from base 555 to 1787 and encodes 410 amino acids. Gene Ontology annotation, biological process: protein phosphorylation; spliceosomal complex assembly; regulation of mRNA processing. Gene Ontology annotation, molecular function: ATP binding; protein kinase activity.
UCAUGGGUAACAUGCCCGUGAAAAACAAAAACCCUUCUCAUUUGACCUUCGCUGUCAUGACUUUAUUCUGAUACUUUAUAUUGUGUUGUGCCAGGUUUAGCAAUCUGUGAUCCCUGUGGCCCAAAGGUCAAACUUCCCUGCGAGACACGGGGGGAAGAAAAUCAGCAGCUGUCGCUCCCUCACCUCCCUCGAUCUGUUUGGCCUCACGCGACACUCCUCUAAUCUUUUAGCCUCUCUGCCCUCUGUUAGGGCUUUCCCACAGUAAAUUGAGGAACAGAGGAACAGAGAGAGAGAGAGAGAAAGUCAGCUUCAGGUUCACUCAGAUCAGGACUGAGUGACGGAUACGAAUCAGACGGGACAGCAGGUAAAGGCCUGACAGGCGGUGAGUUAAGAAGCUGCAGGGGCUUUCCAUGUUUAGACCCUGCUGACUACUGCUGCUGCCGUUUCCAGUCUCCUGAGGGAUCGACCCGAACCCCUCCCCUCCUACACCUCUCAGCUGCUCAACUGUUUUCAAGCGCUUCAACAUUAAAAGGCUGCAUCCGCUGAACCACGCUAUGCAGAGGAGGAGUCCCCGCUCAGCUGUUCAGCUGCAAAUGUGUGAAGCCGGGUCGUCUUAUAGUUUUGAAGCCCUUGGAUGCCACGAGCAGCUGGAUCUCAAGGACAGCCAGGACUCUGAGGACCCCACAGAAUACUGUUAUGGAGGAUACCACCCUGUCCAGGUCGGUGACACCUUCAACAGAAAAUACCAGGUGGUGUCUAAGCUCGGCUGGGGCUAUUUCUCCACUGUCUGGCUGUGUCUGGACCUCAGGUUAGGUCGACAUGUUGCUGUGAAGGUGUUGAAGAGUGGAGCUGGCUUCACCCAGGCAGGACAGGAUGAAUUGGCUCUCCUCCGAUGUGCCAGUCGUCCAACCAGCCGUCAUCCCUCCAGCCAAAGGAUUGUUCAGCUGCUAGAUGAGUUUAAGCUGGCCGGGGUCAACGGGGUCCACAUGUGCCUGGUGCUGGAGCUGCUGGGGCCUGACCUGAGAAGCUGGCAACUCUGUUUUGGGGAUCCAGGACUGUCGCAGCUGUGGGUCAAACAAAUUCUUACUCAGGUUCUGCAAGGCCUGGACUACCUUCACACUCAGUGUAAAAUCAUCCACACAGACAUCAAGCCAGAGAACAUCCUGCUGUGCCUGGAGCAGCAGUCCCGCAAAGUACCAGCGGGGGGCAGCAGCUCCUCCUCUGUGCCGACUGGGAAGGAGGCCAAGUCCACAGAGAAGAAGCAGGUAAACCCAUGCAGUUUAAAGGAAGUCACAGUGAAGAUUGCUGACCUGGGCAGCUCCUGCUGGGUGUACAAACAUUUCUGUGAGGAGAUCCAGACCCGACAGUAUCGUUCACUAGAGGUUUUACUGGGAUCUGACUACGGCCCGCCUGCUGACAUCUGGAGUGUUGCCUGCAUGGCCUUUGAACUGGUCACUGGAGACUCCCUGUUUGAACCCAAAGCCCGUGAGUCCAUUUCCCUUGAGGAAGACCACAUAGCUCAGAUCAUGGAGCUGCUUGGUAAAAUCCCACCAGCUGUUGCCUUGUCAGGGAAAUACUCUGCAGAGUACUUCAGCCGCAGAGGUGACCUUCGUCGUGUCAAUCCACUGAGGCUCUGGAGCCUUUAUGAUGUUCUGGUGGAGAAAUAUCACUUCCUGUUGGAAGAGGCCUCUGGAUUCUCUGACUUCCUUCUUCACAUGUUGGAUUAUCAUCCGGAGAGGAGGGCCACUGCUGCAGCGUGCCUCCGCCACCCCUGGCUGACCUCAUGAUAGCCCUGUGAAGGCGCUGUAUAGGCCUCAUACCCAUCUGCAGUCCUUACAUCCAGAUGCUUUCAAUAACUAGAACUGGAUCAUUUCAAGUCAUCUGUGAAUUUAUAUGCAAAGGGAAUCUAAAGAGCCAUUUAGAAGACGUUUUUUUUGUCACUUUGAUUUGUGAAUUCCUGUAGAAUAUAGUGUUGUUGUUAUUCAGCACCAGAGAGAGAAUAAGAUGCUCUUCUCCACUGAAGCCCUGUUGUGCAGCUAAGUAGCUAAGUUUGAUUUUCAGAUCUUUGAGUCCUUUACGUAGCAGCUCUUAUGACACUGCCAGUGUAAAGUUGUCAAUUUGAAUGUUACCAAUGAAACCGUAUCCAACCUUUGAUGAUCUUCCACAGUGAAUGUAUUUUGAAUAUUCUUUUCUUUUAGUUCAUCUUUUGUACGUGGUAAUGAACAUUUAAAAAAUAAAGAUUAAUUGCACUACAA